CCUGCCUAUCCCGCCCAACGCAAUUUCACCGGCAUGUGCAGUGACAAUGAUGGAGGAAGUGGUAGAUGGCGAUGGAUGGAUAUCAGAUGAUUCGAGCUUUUACGGUGAGUCCUCCAACCUUGCUUCACCGACAUGGCCGCUGAGAUGCCUGCAGGAGACGAGACCACACAAGCUCAAUGGGAGCAGGAAGCUGCACGAACCUUGAAGCUACCACACGACCCUUUUGCACACGUAGCAAAACGACGGAAACUUGAUCCCGCAGUCAAGGGAAAGGAUGAUAACGUCCUCACUUUCCUCAGAUCAAGGCCGCAGAUAGCCUCCAUGAGAGAAGUAGCCGCAACUACACCCGCCGCCAAAAGGACAUCUAAGAGGAACCUCAACGGCGAUGAAGCAGCGGACCUCCUCUACAGUGAUCGAUUCAAGGGCCACGCAGCCGCUCGACAGCAAGACGAAACCGUCAAUGCCUUUCUCAAACGACUCCCGGUCGCUGAUCCCGCGACUGCAAACGCCGGGCCGUGGCUGUGGGUUAGCAGCUCACAGAUCCCUCGGGCCCAGAAGCAACACGCGAAACGCGAGGAUGUCGACGCUUUCAUCGAGCAGGGUGAGAGCCUACUAGAAGCCUUCAUCAAACGGAGAAGCACUGUGGAAGCGGAGAACCACGGCAAAGCGCCCGCGACAAUCACUCGCUAUAUGCGUCCGCACCGUGACAAGCUGGAGAACGACUUGCUUUCUGCGGCAGUAUCAACAGGCACGACUUGCGGCAAAUGGAUGCUGUUCCCCAGUUCCGAAGACUUGCCUCGUUUCUGGCGAGUGGUUGCGGAGGCCACGGCGGAAGGGAAGCUCGGCCCGGUCUCGAAAGUCGGCACAUACGAUCCUUUGGACAAAAAGGAUGCGACGCUCAUCUGUGUGUACACCUACGACUUCACGGACAACGACGACGUUCGACGGGUCCUGGAUCAACUGGUUGAGCUCGGACUGUGCAGAAGGGACGGAAAGCCGAUCUACUACAAAUGCGACGCUUACACGUAUCUCGGCAUUGCGUCGGAGAACACGUACAAGUUGCGAGCGAGUUUGUUCUCGAGUGGAGAGGUGCUGAAGAAUGAGGCGAAGGUGUUGGAAGAUGGGCAGAUUUUGCGGGGACAGAGGAAGAGUACGGCUACUGACAGUUUCUUUGCGUUGUGACAUGGUUGCCGUCGAUAAUGACUGCUGAGGAGGGAAUGCGAUGGUCUCUUAUGGCCUUGUCUGAACGAGGGGAAUCAGCUUUCAUUGAUGAACGACCUUUCAAUGGCAUCCAUAAUUUCUUGUGCGCAGCAGUGAGAUAUAUCUCGGCGAGCUCCGACUGCCAGAGCCUUCCCGAUCAGGCCAGGCGUCAGCGCAAGCCUGACCGUUUAC
Messenger RNA from Neohortaea acidophila, 1392 nucleotides. RefSeq lists its product as uncharacterized. Lineage: Eukaryota; Fungi; Ascomycota; Dothideomycetes; Mycosphaerellales; Teratosphaeriaceae. Bases 133 to 1182 code for a protein of 349 amino acids. The transcript has a single exon. The record is from RefSeq and is a predicted model, not a curated record.